GUCACAAGGAUAUCAUUGAUAUGCUCAUCACCAACGGAGCCAAUGUUAAUUGUGAAGAUCACAAUAAUCAGACACCUCUUCAUAUAGCUGCUGACUAUGGUCACAAGGAUAUUGUUGAAAAGCUCAUCAGCAAUGGAGCUAAAGUUGAUCCCAGUGACAGCCGACACAAGGUUGUCGCUGAAAAGCUUAUCAGCAACGGAGCCAAAGUUGAUAUUACAGACGUUUUUAAUCACACAGCUCUUCACUUAGCAGCCAAGAAUGGUCACAGGGAUGUCGUUGAAAAGCUUAUCACGAAAGGAGCCAAGGUUGAUCCUAUAAACUCUCUUAAGCGGACACCUCUUCAUAUGGCUGCUGCAAAUGGCAACUUACAGAUCGUUCAAAUCCUUGUCGCCAAUGGAGCCAGUCUUACUAUUACAGAUUAUCGAAAUCAGACACCUUAUCAGAUUGCUUUAUCUAGCAUACUUACUCCCCGUAUGU
Molecule: messenger RNA, 477 nt
Organism: Sitodiplosis mosellana (orange wheat blossom midge)
Lineage: Eukaryota; Metazoa; Arthropoda; Insecta; Diptera; Cecidomyiidae
Product: serine/threonine-protein phosphatase 6 regulatory ankyrin repeat subunit C-like
Exons: 5
Molecular function (GO): protein binding
Source: RefSeq, a predicted model, not a curated record